Messenger RNA from Drosophila rhopaloa, 905 nucleotides. RefSeq lists its product as uncharacterized. The coding region runs from base 80 to 862 and encodes 260 amino acids. NCBI's taxonomy places the organism in Eukaryota, Metazoa, Arthropoda, Insecta, Diptera, Drosophilidae. The record is from RefSeq and is a predicted model, not a curated record. The transcript has a single exon.
UAAAGCAAUCAUAGAGUUAUGUUUUGGGGUUUUGUCAGUCAAAAUUCGUAUGAUUUGAAGAAAAGAAGCGGGGAGUAACAUGAAUGAUCCAGCCCAAGAAGAGUACGACUGUGAUUCGCGUUACGAACGACAGCGUGAAUUGGACAAACGGCGAAUUCUUUUCUGGGCAGGACGUCUUCAACUAAUGCCUCAAGAGGUGGAACAAAUGUCGCAGAAGGAGCUCAACCAACGGCUGGAAAUCAUCAAAAGGGAGGAGGAAGAUAUUGAUCACCGAAAGGCUGAAUUUGAACGUUGGAAAAAGCUACACCAAUUACGAUAUCUUAUGUACCAAGAGCAGAAAAGGUACAACGAGCGUUACGGACCCGGAGGAGCCUCCAUCUGGACAAUCCUAGCAAUGGCUCAACAGGAGUUGGAGAAGAAACUCCAAAUAGACCGGAUGCGAGGCAGUUGUCUACGAUUUCCCUCGCCCAUGAGUCUUAUGGAGGAGCAACGAGAGUGUGGCGGAAGGCAACAGUUGCUAGAACCCCUGAGAUCAAUCCUACGUGGUUAUAAUACAGAGAGUGAAGAGGAAUCCGAUUCAGACGGAGAUUUGGAACUCAAAAAGGUCACUCGGUAUUUACCUACUAGGUGGCCAAAGCAAAAAGGUCAUAAAAAUGUGCAACCUUUGGCUUCCGCAACAGAGAGAUCCUCACAGACCCAUUUUCUCCGUGAAGAACCUCCUAAUAAAUGCAUUCUACCCAAUGGCAAAUUAGUUCUCAAUCCAAAAAGUGAAGAUUCCUUGCAGAGCUUUCGCGAACCUUCGAUUCUGGGCUUCUGUCAUCUUUGCGCCGAAAGACACCUGCGAUUGCCACCUCGCUUCUGACCAGGGUUAAAUAAAUGAAAAGGCCAAGACCAGUAUUAAACCC